This is a messenger RNA of Porites evermanni, 4330 nucleotides long. The record is from the annotation of a GenBank genome assembly. NCBI's taxonomy places the organism in Eukaryota, Metazoa, Cnidaria, Anthozoa, Scleractinia, Poritidae.
AUGGAGAAAAAAAACCUAGAGGCGUUCCAGUCCAAGAGUAUUUGGGCUUUUGCUACUGCCGUAACGCAGCGUUUGCUCAAAGCAUUUCCAGAAAAAUAUUCCCCCAGAACGCCGGGAGGAAAAUUAGCACUUCAAAAAGAUAUUGCAACACUUCGGAUAGACUGCAACAACAAGAUUCCCUCUGUCGCAGACGACGAAAGGAAUAUGUUUUUGGAAAUACUUGAAAAACAAAGACAGCUGAGUGCUCUGGAAAUGAAUCGCGUUUCAGUUCAGAUUCAUUCGUCCAAUUGUAAUGAGUCAUGCAUUGGCAAGCACAAGUAUGUCGAAAGUCCAUUCAGAAGUAGUGACAGUAAAUCAAUUUGCAAUAUCGCCUAUUCGUAGCACUGUAAGACAAAAGCAGAGAAGGUCAAGGAGCAGCAGUUCCGAAUCAAGUAGUGAGGACAGUUCUGAUUCUUCGACCGAUCGAGAGAGAAAGCAACGUCAAAAGAAACGUCGCAAACUGGCGAAGAAAAAAAAGUACAGACAAGAAAAAGCGGUGCAAGAGCACAUAUAGUUGCAGCUCGGAUGGUAAAGCUGAUGCCCCAGUCGAUGGCUCUUCCCUUUGUCGAUCCUCUAAGGAACUUUCACGAGGAGACAUCACAGGAGGAAACUGUUCGUUAACUGAGUUAGCACCAAUCGCUGUAGCUAUAGACGAAUCACGUAAAACAUAUUAAAGUAAAAAAUACAGUUGCAAACGAAAACAGUUUACUGCAAAUAUAUAUGUUUGUAGUUUUAGAGCUUGUUGUUCAGUUCUAUCGAUUCGUCUUGUUUUGCAUUAUGAUUGCCACGAUUACUCUUACGUUUCACAUUAUUUCAGUUUUAUGAUACUGUAGAACACUGAUGCUUGGUUAAGUUAGUGAAUAAACACAAUCUUGCUUUUAUUUGACAUCUGUGUGUACUAAAAAGGUGUUUGUGUAUACGUUCCCACUGUCUGGUAUUUGGACCCGUUCCAAAAAAUUAUGAACUUUAUUUUUAUACUAUAAAUUUAGGACAUAAUAGCUCUCCAUUGUGUGGAAUUCGCGAGGCUUUGGACAGAAAGUAACUUAUAAAAGACAAAUCUACAAUGAUUGAAAAUGUUCUGUGAAAUAGCUGGCAUGAUUGUUUGCAAACCUUGAAUAAUCGCAAGUUCUGUGAAGUUAGUUGAAAACUGUUUGUGUUGUCUCAAAUAUGCCUUCAUCGACCUAAAACAAAACUUACAAGAAUUAAACUCAGGACUAUAAGGGGGUUGAAAAAUUAAUUCAACACCGCGAUUUCUUAGCAUAAAGCGCAACUGGUUUUCCGCGAAAACUCCGUUGUGAAAGCCGCAGUUGUCCAUCACAAUAACAUCUCCAUUUGCCAAGACUGGAUUCCCCACAUGGUCUACAGCUUGUAAACUUUCUUGGAAGAAAUGAAUCAUUUCAAAUCCAUUAGAAGGGCCUUCCAAAAUAUUAAAGUUAUCAAUACCAAAACGGCUAUGGCGAAGGUUUACAGUGUAGUUACAGUUUGAGGCGUACCGUUGGAUUUCAACUGCUGGAAGGCGUUUCUUGCUAUGUCCGUAACUCCGAUUUGGCGUUGUUUUCACGACCGAGAUUUCGUAAAAAAAAUGAACCGUAGAGGGAUCAACUCCCGACAUAUACAUAAUAUAGUUCAAAGUUUUCAGAAGAUUUUCGUGAGUUAAAGAUUCUGAUGGACGGGAAAGUUUUUUCCAUGUGAAUUGCAAGUCCUGUCUUACAAUAUCGGAUAUUGUUGAGCGAGCGGGGAGAUUAGCUGGAGUACAUAUGGCGUUGGCAAGUAAGCUUUGCUGUCUUUCAAAAGUUCAUGUGCUUGGUUUAAAAACCUUGCAAUACUCUACAAAUUCUACCAUAUUUGGAGUAGCGACUGUGCGUUCUUUCCAUCCUGGUUUUCCCGGAGCCGCCGUCCCAUUUUGCAGGAACUUUGAAAGGAUAUUGGAGACGGUUUGAUGUGAAAGAUGAAGCCUUGAACAUAUUUCUUUAUUUCGAUAGCCUGAUGACCAGAGGGAAAUUACUUUUUCCCUCUUUGAAACAGAGGUUAUGUUGCUUGCCAUCGCAGUCAACUCACAAUAUUCCAAUAUGAAAAACCGUUUCCUCAGGCAGCAAAUUGAAAUUUGAAUCGCAACUUGCUUGGAGCAAACUGCCAAUCAAAAUACCAACAUUGCGUGACAAUAUUGCAAAGCGGCGCGCAAACGAACAACCGGUUUCACUGUAAUAAUAGAUGGCACUCGUAGCACUUCUUAAUGUUUUUACAUUGUUUCUCUAACAAAAGGGAGUCGAAGAAAGAUAGGAGAGCCAAAAGAAUCUCAAUUGAUGCUGACCAUCAGUUGGAAAUUGAAUUCAAAUCAAUACUAUAUGGCAAAGACAAAUUGCAACGUAAGUCGAGGUCCAGUUAUUAUUAUUAUUAUUAUUCUUAUUAUCAUUAUUUGCCUUAGUAUGUCACAUGGGUAAUACGCAAGGGCGGAGGUGGGUGGGGAUAAGAGAAUAGGUAAUGCUUCUUCAGAUUUCAGACAUCAGGGUAUAACGUUUUUUCGCUUUCCACUGCAGUUAUAAUUUACCUGAUAGAGAUUGUAAUUUCAAGCAAAUGUCUAACAACUGUUAUUAAAGAAUUGACUGGCACUAACCCUUUCGCCAACGUCUGCCCCUUCGACAUCCACAUCAACUUGCAAUUUAACCGAGGAGGAAAAGACAAUUAAAUGAAGGUAAAUGUUUCGUUUUUGGCUUGUAGCGGUCUUUGAAGUUUCAUUGCUUCAAUUCUAGAAUGUUUUGUCUCUCUAUUAGACGAAUAUAAUAGAAACAUUUUUGUCGAUUACGUGCUUUUGUCUCUACUAUAAAAAAACCAGUGUAAAAGUUCCUUUUUGUUUUCAAAUGCUGAUAUAAGUUUGACAUUUUUUCAUUAUUCUAUAGAACUGUCCAAGAGACGAAACAGUAAAAUAGUACAUUGCAACAUGCAUCCACGUAUCAAAGUGCGCGGAAAAGUAGUUGAAUGGCCAUGGAAGAUUCGCUGCGGUUGCUGUGGCAAGAAUCUGAGGCUGCGUUAUGAUGCUGAUUUCAAUGGAAGAAUUGUUUAUUUUAAUCAGCGUAAGUUGACUUCUUUUUAUUCAAUACCAGCUGUCAUAGCUAUUAAGGGUAAAAUUAGCAACAAAAUCACCUGAAAGUUUAACAGUUUUACUUAGGGUGGACAGGAGGUCCUAGUUUAAGAAAUAGAAAAGUUACAACACAGCAGUCUCAUUUUAAAAGAAUAUUUCACAUUCUUUCUUGACCUUUAGAUAAAAGCGAACUGUUUCCUCUUUCAAAAUUUCAUUUGGCUUAACAGAAAUGAGUAAUGAAAAGAGCAGUAAAGAAUGUUGUAAAAGGUCGUCAAGGUCUAAAAGGCUCUAAUAACGCUGUGUUCACCCAUACCUCUACAGAUCAUUAUUGGAGAUGUAGUACAGCCACAGAAAGGCAUGAAGAUUAUAAGGGCAAGAAACAGGCGACCAUUGUGGAUAUGUUCCAAGGAGCAACUAAGAGAAAAGUUCAAGGAAUAAAGAAUGCCAAAAGGCAAAAGUGGACUCUGACAUUGACAGUUCUGACUGCAAAUUGGACAGAGUAAUUAUAUCAACAUUCGUGUUCAAAUAAAUCUGAAGAAUUGUCUUUACCCCUGUAACUUAUAGAGUGACACUGACACUAUGUAAACAGAUGAUUUGCGUCCAUGGAGAAAAUUACUAAAACGGUGAAACAAGACUGAUAAAAUGUUAUAAUAAGAAAUGCUAAGUUUAACAGUGUUAACGAGAACGUGUUUACACAUACCACUGAUGUUACGCAAGUCAUGGCCAGCGAUAUUUAGUGUGAGAUUUCAGUGACUCAAUUGUUACAGUUUGCAUAUGAUAUUACAAUCAAAACAACACACUAACAACAAUGAAAACAAAAACAGUCCAUUCUUGUAACUUUUUAACUCAGUUAUAUCUGAACUGACAUAUGUAUUCAAACGCAGCUGUUUGCUCUAAAUGCUAAAGGUACCAAACACUGCGUGGCUAAUGUUUUGUUUUUCACGAUUACAAUAUAUGAAUUUGUAAACAUUUCCUAGUAGAAUGCAACAUGAGUCAACAAGUGUAUGUUCCCUUUUCUCUGUAAGUGCUGAAUUUGACAAUGAUGUAUCAUUGAAAAAAUAUAUUUAAACAAGACGUACUAUUCCGACUAGGAACUAUGACUCAAGUGGAUGUGAAGAAUAUGACUCCUUCGAUGAAACAGUUGAUAGCCUCGAGGAGGAAAGUGAUCUUCAUGAUGUGGAUGAAAUAGAUGACAUGAUGUGGAUGAAAUAG